Molecule: messenger RNA, 780 nt
Organism: Diaporthe citri
Lineage: Eukaryota; Fungi; Ascomycota; Sordariomycetes; Diaporthales; Diaporthaceae
Exons: 2
Coding region: 1-780 (259 amino acids)
Biological process (GO): malate transmembrane transport; oxaloacetate transport; succinate transmembrane transport
Molecular function (GO): oxaloacetate transmembrane transporter activity; sulfate transmembrane transporter activity; malate transmembrane transporter activity
Source: RefSeq, a predicted model, not a curated record
AUGCGCUCCGGUGACAUGCCCAAGUCCAUGCUGGGCACUUUCAGAUACAUCAUCCGCAGUAAUGGAAUCCUCGGCCUGUACAACGGCCUGUCCGCCUCCCUGCUGCGCCAGCUCACCUACUCGACCGUCCGAUUCGGCAUAUACGAGGAGCUCAAGAACCGAAUGACGCAGAAGAACGGCGGGAAACAGCCCCCAUUCCCCAUCCUCGUCGCGCUGUCGUCCGGCGCCGGAUUCAUUGGCGGCAUCUCAGGCAACGCGGCCGACAUCUGCAACAUCAGAAUGCAGCACGACACGGCCCUGCCACCGGACCAGCGGCGGAACUAUAAGCACGCCCUCGACGGCAUGCUGCGGAUGGCCAGGGAGGAGGGGCUCAUGAGCUGGUUCCGCGGCGUACUGCCAAACAGCAUGCGCGCUGCUGCCAUGACGGCCAGCCAGCUGGCGAGCUACGACACCUUCAAGAGGCUGUUGAUAGGAUACACGCCCAUGUCGGACAAUCUCGGUACCCAUUUCACGGCCUCCUUCCUAGCGGGCGUAGCCGCCGCAACAGUCACCAGCCCUAUCGAUGUCAUCAAGACUAGGAUAAUGUCCCAGAGUGGAAAGAGCGUGGGCAUUGGGACGCUGCUGAAAGAUAUCACGGCUGCGGAGGGAUUGGGGUGGAUGUUCAAGGGUUGGGUUCCCAGUUUCCUCAGACUUGGACCGCAAACCAUCUGUACUUUUGUGUUCUUAGAGAUGCAUCGCAAGGCAUAUAGAAAGGUGCAGGACUUGGGUGAGCCGCAGUGA